ACACUGGAAUAAACAGAAGCAGGAAGAGUACAUGAUCGGUUCCAGGAUGACAGCAGCCCUCCUGUGUCUCCUCCUGGCUGGUCCAGUGCUGCUGGUUGCUGGCAGCCCAGUUCUUAACUCCAACAAUGGGACCAUACCAGUGGUGCUGUGGCAUGGGAUGGGUGACAGCUGUUGUAACCCGCUCAGCAUGGGAGCAAUAAAGAAGAUGAUUGAGGAAGAGAUCCCCGGUGUUUACGUGCUCUCGCUGAUGAUCGGAAAGAAUGUAAUUCAGGACACAGAAAAUGGGUUUUUCAUGGAUGUGAAUGAGCAGGUGUCCAUGGUGUGCAGUCAGCUGGCUCAGGACCCAAAGUUGAAGGGAGGAUACAAUGCUAUGGGCUUCUCCCAGGGGGCACAAUUUCUAAGAGCUGUGGCUCAGCGCUGUCCCUCUCCGCCAAUGAAAACCCUGAUCUCCAUCGGUGGCCAGCACCAAGGAGUGUACGGGCUGCCCAGGUGUCCCGGAGAAAGCUCCCACAUCUGCGACAUGAUACGCAAAGCUCUGAACAACGGAGCUUACACCGACUUGGUUCAAAAACACCUGGUGCAGGCGCAGUACUGGCACGACCCCUUAAAUGACGACCUGUACAAGAAGCACAGCCUCUUCCUGGCCGACAUCAAUCAGGAGAGGGCUGUGAAUGAAACUUAUAAGAAGAAUCUUCAGCUGCUGGAGAACUUCGUCAUGGUCAAGUUCCUGCAGGACUCUGUAGUGGAUCCUGUUGAUACGGAGUGGUUCGGCUUCCUGAAAACCGGCCAAGCCAAAGAGACUGAGACUCUGCAGGAGAGCGUUCUCUACAAAGAGGAUCGUCUGGGCCUGGCAGCGAUGGAUAAGGCUGGAAAGCUGGCUUUUCUGGCAACUGAGGGAGACCACCUCCAGUUUACCAGAGAGUGGUUCAACGCACACCUGCUGCCUUAUUUACGUUGAAACACUUCCAGUCAUCUCAGAGGAAAUAUCUGAUUCCAACAAAAGAAUAAUAAAAUGAAUAAUUUGUUUCUUGCUCGAUAUAAUGAAUGUGAAGGGUGAACAAGCUUAAUAACCAGAGCAGGGAUGCAGAAAGCACCUAAUUCCUUCCUUUUUGCACUGAUCACUUAUAGCAUGUCGAUGCUGUUUUUGUGACGCCUUUGAAUUUUAGCAGCUAAUUUGUCAGUGAGUCCACUGCUGUUCUGAUUAGGUCAAAUUGUUGGUUUGAGCUUUUUACUUUUGUCUAACAGACUAACGUACCUGUACAUACAUGUUUAAUCCAAUAAAGACAAACGAAAAGACA
Molecule: messenger RNA, 1298 nt
Organism: Chelmon rostratus (copperband butterflyfish)
Lineage: Eukaryota; Metazoa; Chordata; Actinopteri; Chaetodontiformes; Chaetodontidae
Gene: ppt1
Product: palmitoyl-protein thioesterase 1 (ceroid-lipofuscinosis, neuronal 1, infantile)
Exons: 10
Coding region: 32-958 (308 amino acids)
Biological process (GO): protein depalmitoylation; receptor-mediated endocytosis
Cellular component (GO): lysosome
Molecular function (GO): palmitoyl-(protein) hydrolase activity
Source: RefSeq, a predicted model, not a curated record